CCCGCGGCAGAUGCCGCCGUCCCAGGGUUUCCUGACUCUGACCUGCUUCCAGUCAUCCAGAGGGAUGGAUACCGUAUCCCGAAAGCGACCUGCGUCACCGGUCGCCACGGAGGCACCGACUGCGAAGAAACGUGCACUGAACUCCGUAUCUGGUUCGCCUUCAACCCCCCCAAAUGCGGAGCUACCGGAUGAAAAUGAACGCGACCCCCAAGCAGAGACUCUUGAGACCUUCCGCAAGCAAGCACUAUUCAAACGAAUGCGACAACAUGAAAGAGAGCGCAAACGAGCCGAGGGCAGGGUCGCUGAGUUGGAACAACGAAAAAGGACGCUUCAAGCGUCCUUGAGCGCCAUCGAAAAUUGCUGGAAUCAUACGGUUGACCAAUUACAAACCAUUGCUAAAGUAGAUAGCCUACAGCAACAUAUACCAUCCGACAUUAUAGAUUUGCGGGCACUCAUCGAGCGGGAGGCCUCGAAGGCCACUGGCAUGCCGAAGAAUGAGUUUCGUGACGCGUUGCGAGCAGAUGGUGUUAAAACUCAGAACCUUGUUUCUGCGUUCGUGGCGAUGGUUCCCCCGCGACCCACUCCAGACGCGCAGGAGAUGGCACAACGACUUCAACUAGUUACCGCUGAGGCGACCUCCUUGCGGAGUCAGCUGCACGCCGUUUGUGCCGAUUAUACCGAUGUCCGUGACCAGUUGGAUCGGUACAAGGAGCUACUCGCUCGGGCAGAAACUCAAGGCGAUGGCGCGCGCUUCGAAUCCCUGAAGCGGAAAGAAGAUAAGAGUAUGCGACAUGAGGAAAUCAAGGCGGAAGGUGGCUCGUCUCAUCAGACACCUGAGCCACUCGUGCAAUCAACCCCGCAUAUUAAUGGAACUUCCGAAGACUACUCAGCUGAGAUUGCAUUGCUUCGCUCUCAGGCAGAAAAGCGUGAAGAAGAAAUUACGCGACUCGCUGAACAAAAGGCGGAGAUAUCCGCUGAGCUGUGCGCGAAGAAUGCGAAAAUUGACAGUUUCUCUGAAGAAUAUAUUUGGGUGCACCCAACGUAUAAAGCCUUGCUAGAGGAAGUGAGCUCACUACGAGAAACUUCAGAAGCUCUGCAGAGGGCCCAGAAAGCCGCUCAACAGUCAAGCGAGCAGAGGCUAAAAGAGCUUCAAUCACUCAUUGAUGAGCAGCGUGCCCUUUUUGACACUCUAACAAGGGAACAUGAUGAACGCAUCAAAGCCAAGAAUCAGCAAAUUGCCAAAGCCAAGGAUCAGCGAGAGGCAGCGCUUAAAGACUUAGCAAUAGCAAAGGCUGGAGAAGCAUCGAGGAGCAGCUUACGUGAAAAAAUGGAGACCAGAAUGGUCUCGCUUGAGGAUCGCAUUGCGUCAUUGCUCCUCGAGACCAAGCGCCUCAAGUUACAACUUGGAGCCCAGUAUGGCCAGGACGACUACUUGUCGUUUAUGCUGUCGAAACCGGACGAAUCUGUCAGUCUUAUUGAUGAUCUUAGAUCGAAGCUGAGCAUGGCGCAAACCAGAGUUUCGGCGUUGGAGAGCGCUUUUUCUAAGCUGGAAGACUCGGCUUCUGAUGUCGCAAUGCACAUGCGGGCAGAGGCUGCAGCUCGGCAGGAAUGUGUUCAACUGCGGAGGCGACUUGCGGAGUUCCAGAGCUUAUUUGGUGAACAAGCUACGGCGGAUGUUGCCAAGCUUUCUGCCAUCGUUAAGGAAAAGGAACAGACAAUCAAGUCAAUGAGGUUGGCCCAACAGCAAGAAGCUGCGGUGUCGAACGACCUGUACGACGAAUUAGCACGGAUGUCUAGCGCCUGGGAGAUUCUUGAUAGAGAAAGUAAAACGCGGCAAGAUGAGACGGCGACCUGGGAAUCGAAAGUGAACAAACUUUCCGUUGAGAAAGCGAAAGCGGAGCAGAAAUUUUUCGCAGCGAUGCGGGAGAAAGAGGCCAUUGAUGCCGAGCGGAAAGCCGUCUUAAAGAAUGCCACCAAGGAUGCUGCUAUCAUUGCCAAAUUCACUGAACAGGAGAAGCUACUUCGAGACGCGGCGGCACCAAUGCGGCUGGCAAUUGCUGGUUACCAACAGCAACGUGACUUCUAUGAAGGUCGACUUUCUGCCAAAGAAAGCGCUCUCCACCAAAAAACUGUCAGCUUAGAAUUACUGCAGAAACAGAUCCAGGGAUUGGAGAGCGCCUUGAAUGCGGCGGAGCGUGAGACCGAAGCAAAUCUCCAACGCUCUCGGAAGUUUGAAGAUGAGCUGGCUCAGCUUCAGCAAUCCACCUCUCAGGAGAUUGCGAGGCUAAAACAGGCUUCCAGUGUGUCCAGCGCUACAACUCAGCGAGAAGAAGAACUCAAGAAUGAGGUGGCGGGUCUCAUGUCAAUUCUGAGAUGCUCGACCUGCAACCAAGACUUCAAGUCGCAUGUCCUACUCAAAUGCAUGCACACAUUUUGCAAAAGCUGCAUUGAUGCUCGUCUUACGACCCGACAAAGGAAAUGCCCAGCCUGUAACAUGAAAUUUCAAGACAGCGAUGUGCAGGCUCUGUACUUUCAAUAACAUGCUCGCGUUAUCAUUAUUCUCAAUUUUCUUCUUGACUUUCAGCACAGUUGUUUAUUCUUCGAGUCUAACGUGUUUUCCAAUGUUGCAUACACAUCUUCGUCCAUACCGGACAUAAUGUUUUUCGCGAACUUGUAGCUCUUGUACACUAAAUUACACAUUAUUUUCUGAUGCUAGACGAUUCCAG
This is a messenger RNA of Cantharellus anzutake, 2726 nucleotides long. RefSeq lists its product as uncharacterized. Gene Ontology annotation, cellular component: nucleus; HULC complex. NCBI's taxonomy places the organism in Eukaryota, Fungi, Basidiomycota, Agaricomycetes, Cantharellales, Hydnaceae. The record is from RefSeq and is a predicted model, not a curated record. The coding region runs from base 11 to 2539 and encodes 842 amino acids. The transcript is spliced from 17 exons. Gene Ontology annotation, molecular function: metal ion binding; ubiquitin protein ligase activity.